Molecule: messenger RNA, 9153 nt
Organism: Chara braunii
Lineage: Eukaryota; Viridiplantae; Streptophyta; Charophyceae; Charales; Characeae
Source: the annotation of a GenBank genome assembly
UUGUAGUUUGGUAGUCAGGUCAGCGUUCUUGAUGAAAAGGAGUAGAUCGGAUGGCGGCGGCGGGGGUGCCUCGUUCGAGGAGAGACCUAAACAGCGGUCAGAUGGUGGAGGUCAUUACAGCGGGGGAAGGGGGGGCGCUGUCGUUGUGGGGGCCGGGGGAAUUGUGGUUGGAAAGGCGUCCUCACAGUCCACGUGUUCGGUAGGUGGCGGCGGCGGCAACAGCUGUAGUGGAGGAGAACGAGACUGCGGAAGGGAAAGGGAGAGGGAUAGGGAGAAAGAAAAAGAGAGGGAACGGGAACGGGAACGGGAUAGGGAGCGCGAGCGGGACACCAGACCCGUCGUUAGUAAUUCCCCUUCACAUCGUGUUGUGUCCGACGUGUCCGCCUGCUCUCGCGCCUCCACGAACACCGCCAAUUCCACUGAAACUGCCCCCGCCGUCGCUCCUUCGCCUCGCCAUCACCAUCAUCAUCCCUCCUCUCUCCCUCCUUCUCAUCCAUUCUUGCAGCAGCAGCAGCAGCCGCUGCCGCCGCCUCAACAGCAGCAGCAGCAUUAUGCAAACGGCAGCAUGGUUCCUCCGUCAUCAGCCACGAUUACCACCUCCGCAACAACAACAAUCACAGGUACGACUGCGACGGCGGCCAGUCCUGCUCUCUAUCCUAGUCGGUUCAUGUCGCAUCCACGUCAUCUCAGCCUGGCUGACGUCAUACAGGAACCUAUCGACACAGUCAGUGCCAAAUUGCGCGAGCUGUCAAGCGAGUUCCAUGAAGGUCUCAAGGGCGGGCUUCGGGAUAUGUUGGGCGGAGGGGUGAAGGGUAGGGACGAGCUGAUGAUGCUUCAGAGCGUGCUGAAGGGUCGGUCCGACAUUACCAAGGAGAGUCUUUCGCGCGCCGAUCGGACGCAGCUGGAGAUCAUCGUUGCAGUGCGGACCGGUAUCCCGGUCUACCUUCUGCAAGAGGUGAAUAUCACCCCGACUUUCCUCAUCGAGAUUUACUUCAACGAAAGGUGCCGCAAUGUGGCGUGCUUGACCGUCCUGCCCGCCGAUGGCUGCAAGUGCGCCGUUUGCAAAACCCCUGGCUUUUGUAAUCUGUGCAUGUGUGUGGUUUGCUGCAAGUUCGACUUCGAUGCUAACACUUGUCGAUGGAUAGGCUGUGACUUUUGUUGUCACUGGUGCCACACUGACUGCGCGUUGAGUAGGGAGAACGGCGGGCAGGUGCAUAUUGCGAGCAGCACGCGGCUAGGGAAGACCCCCGAGCAGGAGUUUCGCUGUCCUGGCUGUAAUCACACGUCAGAGCUGUUCGGUUUCGUCAAGGAUGUGUUCCAAUUAUGCGCGUCCGCGUGGCAGACGGAUGUGUUGAGGAACGAGUUGCAGUGCGUUCAGCGCAUUUUCGGGAACAGUAAAGGGGAACAGGGCGUCAAUCUGUAUAAUCAGGUGGGGAAAGCACUCAUCAUGCUGGAGCGGGACGGUGACAAGGAAGAGGUGGUGAAAGACAUGGCAAGGUUUUUUGAAGGAGGGGAAGGAGGUACCAGGACAGAUCAUCCGAGGUUGGCAAAUGGAGAGGCAGAUUUGGUACAUGUGGACACCCAUGAGACGCCUACACGGCGGAUUGCAGAAGUGGUCCGAGAUGCCGUGUCAAAGAUGGAAGCUGAUGUUAAAGCGAAGACGGUUGAUCUGAAGCGUGCACGGAAUUACUUGGAAAUGUAUGACAGAGAGCUGGAAGAGAAGCAGAGAGAGGCACGGGAGCUAAGUCGAGAAAGGCAGCAGAAGAAACAGCAGAUUGAGGAGUUGGAGACCAUUGUACGGCUAAAGAAAGCCGAGGCUGACAUGUUUCAGAUGCGUGCUGAUGAGGCUAGACGAGAAGCAGACGGUCUGUCCGGCAUUGUGAAGGCAAAGUCAGAAAGACUUGAGGUUGAAUAUAGUGAUCGGUACAAAAAGCUGCGUCUGGAAGAUGCGGAGUCGAAGCGCAAAACUCUGUAUGAUCUGGUUCAAGGUCUAGAAAAAGCCAAGGAGCAGGCAGAUACUACAAAGAUGGAUCUCUUGGGCUCCAUCCAGGAGCUGCUGCGCAUGGUUGACACACCCAAGGAAGCUGUCAAGUAGAAGGGAAGGAGAAUGGCAGCUGUUUCUCUAUCACAGUUCGUCGUUUUCUUGAUGGUGUUGAUCUCAUGAGGAGAUGCGAUGGUGAUGUGGAGUUACUGUACCCUUUUGCGUACUGUCAUCCCCCUCCCUGCUCUUUGCUGCAGCCAGUGGAGGAUACCCAUCGUCAUCGUCGUGUCUCUCCUCCUUUUGCGUGAGCUGCCCUCUCGCAUCGCAGCACUCUCUGAUCGAGGGCCACUGUUCAAUCUGAAGCGUUCUGUGUAGAAGAGGAGAGGAGGAUCCAGUUUGACAGAGUGCGAUGGAAAGGGAAGAGUAGAAGUGGAGUUUGGUCAGGGUAGGUCGUAUUGCCUCUCUCUCGCUUCCAGAUUUGCCCACUCUUUUUUUGGUUCCUGAGCGUAGCAUCAUUGCUACUCUGCAUUUAUUGUUUCUCUACAGUCAUUGUUUAUGCGCCACGGAGCGGAACGCUGCUUUCUGUCAGCGUAUUCGUCCGAAUCGUCCCCCUCCCUUGCUCGCCUUCACCUGUCCCACUGCGGGACCGCGAUUGGCCGAGAGAGCAGGCUCUAAAUACUGAGAACAAGACGUGGGGCUGUAGCAGCAGCAUGCUUCAGUGCUUCCCGCUCUCCUUUUGCUCAUCCGUCUGUCUCUCCCUUUCCCGUCCCCCUCACCCAGCUCCCUUCUCCACGCGACAUGAUCUUCGUUUGCUGCUGAUUUUGAACAAUCUCCACCCUGCAUGCCAUUGUCGAGCCUCGCCGAAGCAUGAGUGUGAGGAUUGGCGGAGUUUUGUCUGUCUGGCAGCUAGCAUCAGGGGGAAAGCACGUGGAGGCUGGAGGGAGGCUUGCGGCCUCUGCCUCUCAGCCACCUCCUUGUCAGCACUCGUGUAUCUCUUCUUCUUCGUGGCCACACAAUGUGGCGUGUAGGAGCUUACAUGCGCCACGUAGGCUGUGCACGCUGCCGCAUGGCACACAGAAGAAAAGGGGGGGAAAGCACGUGGAGGCUGGAGGGAGGCAUACGGCCUCUGCCUCUCAGCCUCCUCCUUGGCAGCACUCGCGUAUCUCUUCUUCCUAGUGGCCACACGAUGUGGCGUGAAGGAGCUUACAUGCGCCGUGUAGGCUGUGCACGCUGCCGCAUGGCACACAGAAGAAGAGCGGAUCCUGUAACAUACGUCGAGCUUUGUGAUGCUGGCCUUUCUUUUUAUACUGUUCUGUUAUCAGCCCAGAUUAUUAUUGGUCCUCUCUGUCGUGAUCGGCACCUUCUCUCACAAGUUCAUAAGUGUGAUCAUCAUUGUUCAUGUUCAUUAUUAUUGCUGUCAUCGUUUUCUUGCCGUCACAUCGAGCACAUAUUGAGAGCAUGAGUAUCAUUCUGUCAGUCAAUCAUCCUUCUGCCAACGUGUAUCUGGAAGUUCCGUUGCUUCAUCGUCUCCACUUCCUCCUCCCUCUUCUUCUUACCCUUUUUCUGUUACCUCAGCUCUCCUGCCUAACUCCAUUGCUUUGGUCAGUUGUGAGUAAGGUGCCGCCGUUUGUAUCCGCCCUUGGCGGGGCGGUCUGGUCGCAGCGGCUUGCCAGCUUUUCUCCAUCUCCAUGCGCUUCAGGUGUUUUUUUAUCGGAGUCCCUGGGGGCCGGUGCCGGUUGGAUGCUGAUCCACACUUGAGACCCACCUUGUGGAUUCCAUUACUGACACACACUGCGCCCUUCCGUUGCCUGCGGCAGGAGGCGCGGCAUGCAGCCCUUCUGCCCUUGGCGGGGCGGUCUGGUCGCAACGGCUUGCCAGCUUUUCUCCAUCUCCCAUCUCCAUGCGCUUCAGGUGUUUUUUUAUCGGAGUCCCUGGGGGCCGGUGCCGGUUGGAUGCUGAUCCACACUUGAGACCCACCUUGUGGAUUCCAUUACUGACACACGCUGUGCCCUUCCAUGGCCUGCUGCAGGAGGCGCGACAUGCAGCCCUUCAUCAUGCUGCCACCUGUAGGCGGUGAGACAGGCAGCAUCAAUAACUACCAAAGCUGUUCAGAUUGCUGCAUAGCCCACAGGCCCUUCUCUACUGCCCCCCCACCUCUCCCAUCGUGUCCCCAUUUCCACCCGUACGCUAAUCCCCGCACAAAUGUGUAUCAUCAGUUAAAUGAUCCGUCGAGUGUGAUGAAGAUAGCUCACGGAGUCUGCUCCGAUCGGAACUCGGGGCUUCGCUCCACUGUGCCAGAGUUGCAUGCCACCACACGUCACGUCAUGACAGGUUGUGAAAGUAGACAAUCUUCGGGCAUGAGCUGAUUGUAUUGAUUGUUUUUUUUGGUUAGUUUUUUUCGAGCGCAGUAGAACAAUCCCCUCCCUCCUUCAGAGCAACUAGAGUCCAUAUACUUUUCUAUCUAUCAAUCUCCAUGUGUUCUAUACGUUUCACAUGACACAUGAAGAACAAAGCGAGCGUACUCAGUCCUUCCCGCUCUGAAACUGAGAGUUCUACCUCCGCCGCUCUGUUCUACGUAUUUUUCCAUGCAAUGUGGACCGGAAUGAUUUUUCACUCUUACACCGGUUCCAGUGAAAAGCUCAACUCUACGGGCAAAUAAGAGAUCCCAUUGGCAAGCAAUUUCAUUUGUCUGAGGUGUGAUCGUGGUGAGCCGAAACGAGAGCAUGAUGGAAGUCCUUUGACCCUGCGGCUAGCUGUGUAACUUGAGGGAAAGCAUACACUGUGAACGCCGGCAGGCACGGUCAGGAGUGAGGGAACGGAGUCGUGAGAGGUAGGUGGUAAUCUCACCAUGUCGUCAUCAGCAGCUGUUGACCUGUGCACUGACUGCAUCGCGGCGGGCAAGGUCGACCGAUCACCUAUCGUUUGGAGGUCACUGGCCUGAUUCGAGGAGGGCUUCUCGCUUGGCUGAGCUUUCCUCAGCUGGGUCGAGUUGUGUUUCGUAUUAUGCACUUCCAUCUUCCUGCCUCCCUUUGACGACGACAGGCCACGGGUGAACACCUUAUCUCCUCCAUCCAUUGUUCCGGAUGCCGGCCAGCUUGGGCUGCGUUCUUUGCGACGGAAAAACAAUUGCGUAUGAUGGCACAGGAUGUGAUCUAACCGGACACGGCAUGAUGUGACACAGUCUUCCGUACGAGCGAUGCCUCUGUGCUCUCAUCCAGGCCACACACAGUCAAGGUGGUGCAAUGCUGUCACUGCCGUCAGUUGCCUGCAACUGCAACUGUGUGAUGACGUCAAGGAGCGCUUUGAACCAGCGACGAGGGGCCGAUGAAGCACUGGUUUGACCAAAAGACCAUUUUCAGUCUGCUGGGUUCCACGUUCGGUUUUGCAGUUUGUGCCUGUUGAUGCCCGUACCGGUGGUAGUGGUGGUGAAGACCACUCACUGCUCUGCCUGCCUCCGAAGUGGACAUGGACCCCGAGUUAAGCAGCCUGUUCCAAAAACCGCUCGUAGUCCAGUACGCCGUCCUUUUUCUUGUCGUUGAUGGUCAUACGCACGGUCCCCCAAUCAGCAAGAGCAUGGGAGACGGAUGGCAUGUUCCCAGAUGGGAAAGAAGAUCAGAUCUAUGACAUGACCAUUGUUGGACGAUUGUGACGUUGAUUGACAAGAUGGGGGAAGUCCUUGCCAGAUAUCUCAUUGGCGGCUGUUCAGAGCCACCGGGCGACUGAACACUACCUGACUUGACUGUGGAGUGAGUACAGUCAUCGACUUUUUUAUGCAACAUGGUUCGGUCGAUUAUUGUUCGCUGGAUUGACUAUGGAUUGUGAUGAUGUUUGACUGAACGCUCGCUCAAGCAUGCGACCCAUACGUUCCUUGCAGUUUCUUUCUGGCUCGAGAGAGCAACACUCCAGUUUGGCAGGCAUCUGAAUGCCUUUUGGGGUCGUUUGGUUCGUUCGAUGCAUCUGGUAUCUAUUGCUGAUGUCCAAUGGAGUGUGGGUGGAAGUCAGUAUCCCAUUCAGCGCUCGCUCAAGCAUGCGACCCAUACGUUCCUUGCAGUUUCUUUCUGGCUCGAGAGAGCAACACUCCAGUUUGGCAGGCAUCUGAAUGCCUUUUGGGGUCGUUUGGUUCGUUCGAUGCAUCUGGUAUCUAUUGCUGAUGUCCAAUGGAGUGUGGGUGGAAGUCAGUAUCCCAUUCAGCGAACCUGGACUGAGGAGGCAGUGGAUUGGAUAACACAGUGGAGAGGACGCGCAGUCUGGAGAUGAACAUGAAAUGGUGUGGAGCAGCAUGGAAUGAAUGAUCAUCGAUUGUGGCUGAUGGUGGUGUUUGGAAUGCUACGAUGAAAAUUUGGGAUGCCACCACAAACCAGACAAGGCCACACUCCCUCACACCGGGACUCGCUUGACCGGAUCGGGCUGUAGUUGCUGUUAGCUUUCUGUCCAGAAAAUCGAGCGUGAGCACUGAGCUCGGUCAAAACAAGUUCUCGGUCAAUCGAGUGUGAGCACUGAAUUCGGUCAAACAAGUUCGGUCAAUCGAGUGUCAGCACUGAAAGGUGAAUCGAGUGUGAGCUCUGAAUACGGUCAAACGAAUUCGGUCAAACAAGUUUUGUGAAUCGAGUGUGAGCACUGAAUUCGGUCAAACAAGUUUGGUGAAUUGAGUGUGAGCACUGAAUUCGGUCAAAUGAAUUCGGUCAAACAAGUUUGGUGAAUUCAGUCAAAUGAAUUCGGUCAAUCGAGUGUGAGCACUGAAUUCGGUCAAACGAGUUCGGUCAAUCGAGUGCGAGCACUGAAUUCGGUCAAACAAGUUGUGAUCUGAGAGGACGGCAAGAGAGCCUUUGAGAUGACGGCGGUGGGUUGUGGCCAAAUGCCAGCAAGGAGUCGGUUGUCGAAUCAAGCAUACCUUAUCUGGGAGGACAAGGAGCGGACGUGAGAGAAAAAAGAGGAGAGAAGAAAAAGCGAAGAAGGCAGCCAGGUGCAGGCCCUUUCUCGAAGAUGAGUAGAUAGAAGAUAGAUCGUUCUGCUUCGGCGAGGUCCUGUUCGCUUUUGGCCAUCCCUUCAGUCAUCAUAAAUUGAGAAUUGAGGCAUUUUUUUUUUUCCGCUUGGUCGCCGAUGACUAUGUGCUUCGGUGGGGAGAUUUACCCAAACAAAUAGCUCACAAAUAGCCGACAAAUAGCGAAGGGGGCUAUAGACUCACUCGCUCUUUGAAUGCAGCGAACACGACUAUGUGGAUUCAGUAGUCUCAUCUGCGGGGACCUUUGCAGCGCAAAACCUCUCUCAUCGCCGCCGCUUCAGUGUGCUUCAGACUUCGCCUGAACUGAAUGAUUUUGGAAAAGAGCAUAUGCGCUGACAUUGCAUGUGCUGCAAGCGAUUCGCAAGCAGCACUCAAGCCAAAUGAAUAGCUGGAUAGCCGAAUAGCCGAAGAGCUUGGAGCUGUGUGUUUCCCCAAAGUCUGAAAGUGACAGCCAGCGACUUGCAGGGUGCAAGUCACAGGUCUCCAUCACGCCAUAUUUCAACGCAAAGCGUGUGUUGUUCCUAGGCUUAGCUGGCACACAUCGGAGUGGAUCAGGGACGUACAGAUCGCUGGUCGUCUCCGCUGGCAAGUUCCUAGGCUUAGCUGGCACACAUCGGAGUGGAUCAGGGACGUACAGAUCGCUGGUCGUCUCCGCUGGCAAGUUCUGCAUCCAAGGACUGAUGGAAGUUUUUGGUUAAGAAGAGGUGGGAGACAGAGAGAGUCUCUCAGGAGGGAGGGAGGGAGGGAGGGAGGAAGGGAGUGGAGUCGUGAACUCGAUAGGAGAUGGGAGGGGACGACUGGGGGGGCAUAAGCGCAAUUUCUCUUGCAGGAAGAAGGCGGAAGGAUUCCAAUGGGAGAAAACACAGGUGUGCAAUCUCAGCUCAAGCCUGAACAAGAGAAGAAGUGGAAUUUCAUCACUCCCAUGUUUAAUUGAUCGCUCCAGUAUACUUUGUGGUGCUGAAUUCACAAAAGAGGGAAUAGGUACAGCAGGAAGUGGGACGAGGUAGUAGUUCUCUCUGUUCGCUGCGUGCUGCACGACGGAUGGAUCCAUGUGCGUGCUUUCUUUUUUCCUCUUAUAUAUAUUGUCUACAGAGUCAGUACAGACUCUACACACAUGUAUUUGUAUAUGUAUACACACAUCCCUUAUAUAUACAGAGUUGAAGCUUUUGAAACACCUAAAAUAAACUGCGCACUUGUCCAGUUUCUGUAAAAAGUCAUUGUGGCCUUUCAUUCCUAAGAUCACAGGGAGGGAGGGUGAUGGUGCAGUUGGCUUUGCUGGUGGUUCAAGCUCUUGCCUCCAGUUUCGGAUGCAUCCAUGUGCGGCCCACCUUUUCUUGUACUUCACCUCUCUCUCUCUCUCUCUCUCUCUCUCUCUCUCUCUCUCUCUCUCUCUCUCUCUCUCUCUCUCUCUCUCUCUCUCUCUNCUCUCUCUCUCUCUCUCUCUCUCUCUCUCUCUCUCUCUCUCUCUCUCUCUCUCUCUCUCUCUCUCUCUGUCUCUUGCUCUCUUUUGCUCCCCCCUCCCCCGCCCUCUAGCAUCUAUCUCUACUAUUAUCUAUAUAAAAUAUCCGUCUAUUUAUCCUUGCCAGAACGUCUGUACACUUCUCCCUGAUGGGAUCCUCUCCUUCCCUCUGAUUGUCUGCCCUGUGUGUGGGCAAAGUUCGCGUGCAGGUUUGCUGCACAGUUUGCUGAGAUGUCAGAGGUGGACGGGUGGAAGCGGAGGUCCCUGCCAGUUUGCCCUUCCUGUGCGCUGGAACUUGUGGUAAGCAAGCCUCUUGGUUCGCACAAUGGUGCCGGUGUUUGUACUGCGGCGCAAGCAAGCAAGCAAGCAGGCAAGCAAGCAAGCAAGCCACUAGGUUUUCGUGACAGAUAGCAAGGACAGAGGUAGGUAGGCUGGUACAGUGCUGCGAGAAUUUUCAUUGGAGCAAAUGGGAGAAGAGAGAUGUGUUGUCAUGCCAGGCACAGCUGGCAGUAGGAAUAGAAUGGUGCUUGUGUGGUGCGCCUUUGUUCCUGGCAUUGUAAUGUAUUGACUCACUGUUUUGUUAUUAUCUUUUCGUUGUUCUUGUUCUUGUUCUUGUUCUUGUUCUUCUUCUUCUUCUUGUUGCUGCUGGUGCUGGUGCGGUUGUUAUUAUUAUAUAUGUUAAUUGAGCUUCAGUCGUGAUUCUAAAGCUGC